CCCACAAACGCGCCGAAGCGGCACCCGCGGACAGCACAAGUGUUAAAUCUCGUGUUUACGAAUAUAUGCUUGGCGUCGCUCCGCGGAAGUCGCUAUACGGUACAACGCAUUUUCCCUUUCCCAUGGAACGGGCAAGCGAGUUCAAUGCCAAAGAGCCUCAAUUUUCAUUAAAGUCUUGCAGCAGCGUCCGUACGACCAACUACACCCCCCAAGAGUGCUGGUCGGGUCUACCCAGCACCGGGCCCGACUGCCCCACCUUCAAUAUGAACCCCACCCGCCCUUUUGUCAGCAGCCUUGCCCCUCCUGUUGGGUCGGAACCUCUUCCUUCUUCAUCCGGCCAAGGAUACUAAUAUACGGCUUCGAGACCCCUUUACUAAAGGAGACUUUCGCUGUUUGCUCU
Trematosphaeria pertusa is the source of this 400-nucleotide messenger RNA. RefSeq lists its product as uncharacterized. The coding region runs from base 66 to 350 and encodes 94 amino acids. The record is from RefSeq and is a predicted model, not a curated record. Lineage: Eukaryota; Fungi; Ascomycota; Dothideomycetes; Pleosporales; Trematosphaeriaceae. The transcript has a single exon.